GGCUUUUAAUUGAGAACAAACAAGAUUCGCUUAAAGUGAAAGGGAAAAACACAUUUUCCUACAUUCUUUACACUCCUCACUCCUCGUAGAGUAGUCUGUCAAAUCAUUGAAAAAUAAUAAAUAUUAUUCUUGUCUCGCGUCACCUCCUUCAUACGCAGGCGCAGGUGUAUUUAGACAGUUCUCGCGUGUUCUCAGGUGUAUUUAAACAGUGUCCGUUUGUAUAUCGCGUACGGGUUUACAUAGCGCGCCUCGAGGUUUUCUGGGAACAAUUCCGUGCGGCUUCUAAAGAAGAAAGUAGAAUGCUGUGGGGAAGAUGCGUUCUCUAGCUCUCGUUCUCGCGAGCUGCUUCCACUUCCUGCAAAUCGUCGUUCGCUGCCAGGAAUUGUCGGUCAUCAGACACUCCGAUGGCGAUAUUUUUACCAUCGAAGGUUCCUGUACAGAAGCCUGUACAGUACUCAGCAGCGGCACCGCCAGCCCUUACUCCCGUAGUUCCUCGAGUUCCUCGAGUCUGCUUGUACCGAAUAGUUCCUGCACGUGCCAGUGUAACUUCGAUCUGCCGAUAUUUCGGGAGGAUCUUCACAUAUGCGUCAACGAUAUCCACGAGUGCAACGUUGCGGGAUUCGUCAGCAACAACGGUUACGUGGAGAGAGUACCGUAUGUCUUUCUACCACAGCGAGGGCAGAUAAUAUAUCCGCACGCAGAGAUUCGCUUUGAAGGUGUGACCACUCCUGUAUGCGGGAUUGCCGGUGCCCAGCAAUUGGGAAGGGUGGGAUGGUCCGAGCUGAGGAAUCUUUCCGACACCGAGCCGCCCUUCAGAUUGUUCCGGGACGAGGGCAGGACAUUCCUCCAGUGGAUCGGCGAGACCGGACUAAGGGAUGCUGCUGAAGGGCGAGUCGUGACGGCCAAACUAGUCUGUAGAGACGCGUCACCCAAGUCGACGUUUAGCGGUGUUUUCACACCGUGCGUGGCCUUCAGAGUGGCCGGUUCACCAUCGAAAAAUAACGUACGCGAAGUGAUGUUCGCAUCGACAUCCCAAGUGUCUCAAGGUUUAUCAGCUACGGAAUACAUCGCCAUCGGUCUCUCUUCCGUUAUCUUGGCUCUCAUAUACGUGGCCAGCGUAUCGUUAUAUUUGCACAGCAGAAGGGCGAAGAGAAAAUCCAUUGAGGAGGCGAACAUCACUCUCGACGGCGGUCGAGACGGCAGUGGAUUGGUCAAGAAUAAUCCAUUGCUAGCCGCUACGAGACAUUUUGAGAGCGACACGAAUAGCGGACUUACCGAGAGCGAUUUGGGCGAUGAUCUGCCACCGAGCGAUAACGAGCAAGGUUUCGAAAACCAGAUAACGUCUGCGAUCGUUCAUCCACACUGCGUGUAUCUGGAGCAAUCGGAAGGACUCUUCUCCGCGGGUUCUAUUCUGGGCGAGAGACUACCGGAAGAGGAUGUACGGGUCGUGGAGACGGCUGACAACCCGCAUCAGCAGGAUGUACCGGUUCUUCCAGGUGCUCAACGGAGGAAACUGUACUUCAAUCCCGCGUAUUUCGAUCGACAGCUAUUGCUGGCCCCACCUCCGGCCGCUAUCGAGUUCCUGCUCAAAAUCCGAGAGGUCAUUUCCAUCGCCAAGCACAAGAUGGCUGCGAAGAGAUUCGUUCCUACUCUCAACGGUAUUCCGGAAGAAGAGAGCAAUUUCGAGCGAUGCGAGUCGGCAAAAUCGAGCAAACAUCAGCAGAGAGCGACGUCGAGCUCCGUCCAGGGUGGUUCGGUCGCGAAAUCACGCCGAUCCCAACGAUGUACCGGAUGCCCCGGCUGCAGCAGCGACUCCCCCCGACAACUGCCCGCGCUUCCCGUGCCCGAUCUGCCGACCCAUGGUGAGAGCAAGGUGCGCGCAUGGCUGGAGGAUGUGCGGCCGCCGCGACGUAGCUGGCGAGAUGCCGAGGACACGCGCAGGAAUUUUCAGGAGAACGCGCGGACGUUCGCCAGGAAUCUGGAGUACCUGAAACAGUUGGCGAGACGCGAUUUUGCUGAUCCGGACGAUCGCCCGAAUCUCGCCGGCAAAUCGAUAUCAUCGUGGAAGGACAAUCCGCCGAUGUUGAGGACCUUCCAAAAUAUCUCUGUUAAAAGCGAGAUUCUUGGGAACGACGAUCGUCACAGCGUGUCAAGACGAUCGACCAGAUCCAUGUUCGACGAGUCCGAGUACGAUCGUUACGGUUGCGGCAAGCGAAUGAACGGAACGACGUUCCAAUUCACUGCUGGAGACGAUACGAUAAACGCUAAAGUCCGCAAGGCCAUCGAGAAUUCCUUCAUCAAGCAGAUGGAAGAGAGUGCAGCCAUAGAGAACAAGGUGAAGGAAAGCGGAAAGGACGACAAAAACAGCAAGAGUGAGGACGAAUCGGCGAAGACGGAAAGAUCGUCGUCCAGUAACACUGAAGAAUCGGAGAAACCAAAAUUGCAGCCAUCACAGAAUAACUGCCCUCCGAAGAGAUCGAGGAAGUCGAAGGCGCCGAGCGCGCCGCCGUCGAGGAAAAAGGAACUUCCGGAUAUGAUCAACGAACUACCCGGUGCGAAGAACACUGCAAAACGCAUCAUGGACGCCGUGAUACGGGAGAUGGUGGACGUAAAAGCGUUGGAUCAUCAUCAUGCGAGGUCAUCCGAUCCCGCGACAAUCGGCAGCUACGAGGUGGACAGUCUCGAACGUUCCAAGUGCAGCAGAAAAUCGUCGACGUCGCCAGACCAGUCGUCGUCAAUGGAUAAUCAAUCUAGUCCGGCUCUAUCGACGGCAUUGCCAAUGGACGAAGAGCUGACGAUGCAAAACGCCGUAAUCAACACUCGUACCGGAGAGAUGACGAUGUCGAAACUUAGCAAUCAGAUCCUCGUUCAAAGAAACUGUUACAACAGCUUACCGGAAUUGAUCAGCAGUCAGCGAUCGGAAGCAUACGCGCUGGUAAGUGAGGUCUAUGUGAACGACGGUUACGCCAGUCCUGCCUGCAGCGACGACAGCGGUCCGGAGAUCCAAUACGAACCGGAGAAUCCAGGUCACUUGACUAUUAGAGUGCAAGACUCGCCCGAGAAUUACGUUAAGCUUGAUGAGUCCGAGUACGAACCGGAUACGCUUGAUCGGAAGCCGAUGAAGCUACGAAUCAACGACGACAUGCAAUACGAACGGGCAGAUAUGAUUAAUGAGGUUUACGUGGACUCAUUAGAGCGACCAACGCAGAUCCUGCUCAGGAGCAAGGGCAGUUUCCGCGACGAUAAUUCCAGCGCAGCGCGACAACGGUGUGGUCAUGGAAGUCUGCGAGAGAUCUACGAGGCAAAGAUCAAGUCGAAUUUAAAAGAACCGCACUCGACAACGCAGGAUCAUAGUCACGAUAUCAAAUGCCAAAUGAACGGCGAAUCGAGUGACGGUACUUUAUCAUGGAAGAAGUGCAAGUAUCUGACGCCGGAUAGUAGGCAAGCGAAAAGACAACGGCAACCGCAUAAUCAGCCGGACGUGGUGCCGUUGCCGCCCACGGAAGAGAUCUACCAACGGCCGAAGCCGCCGCGACGCGUCGAGGACGCGAAACUGCUGCUGCCACCGCCACCACCUUCAUCGUCAUCGUUGUCGUUUCCUUCAAAAAACGUUUGGGACAGGAGACUUGUCGAAGCGGGUGACCCUACGGCCAGCAACGGCGCUCCUGUCCCGAAAGUCAACGGAUACCAUGUAGGGAACCAGACGUGUCUCUGCGCAUCGCAGAUUCAAUUUGUCAAUGACAUUGCGACUGAGUACGAGGUUUACAACGAGAAGGACGUCGCCUUGAUGGGGUUGACGUUUCUCAACGAGAGUAUAGACGACCGUACCGUGAUGAAUGGUUGCAGGGAUUGUCCGUGCGAGACACGAAUCGAGAUCAAGGAUUCUAAAGAUAGAUACAGGUUUUAUGAAAACCAAAUUGACGUAGAAGAGGAGGUUUCGUCGCGUGGAACGAGGACAGCGCGAGAGAAACGACCUGCAACAAGCUUUUCUCAUCACAGAAGUUCCACGAGGACUAGAACACGAUCGUGGAGUAUCGAUGACCAUUGCCGGGAGAGCGGUUCCAGAACGACGCAACUGAUGAAGGGUUUCUCGAGGAGUUGCGAUUCCGGCGCGAGUAACUUGAUGCUACCGCUGGUGGCGGACAAUCGGCGCAGUCAUGUCAAGGUCGAGGACAGUGGCUAUCUCAGUAGCACCGACAGCAAUGGUUCCCGCAAGCGACUACUGCGACACGAGGUGAGCAGCGUGUCCGAGGAGACCGACGAGACCGAGUCGGUGUGCGACGGCGCCGAAAGCGAGAGCGGUGCCGAGAGCAUCGGCACCGACAGCGUAUUCUUCGGCAACUUUCGCAAACUGUCGGAGAUCUCUAAGAGCGCCGACUCUGGUGUGGAUCUGGACGGGAAGAUACCGCCGUCCUAUUAUCAGCCGUUCUUUGGCGCGAGAAGCGAGGCCGCGAUGGUCCUGGAAAGAGCCAACUUUAGUGCCAGCGAUAGCGAGACUGAGAGCCUCGUCACUGUCUUGCCACCCUGUAGCAAUCAGUGUAACAGUUUGGUAUCAUAA
Molecule: messenger RNA, 4558 nt
Organism: Formica exsecta
Lineage: Eukaryota; Metazoa; Arthropoda; Insecta; Hymenoptera; Formicidae
Gene: sha
Biological process (GO): imaginal disc-derived wing hair organization
Cellular component (GO): cell cortex
Source: RefSeq, a predicted model, not a curated record